This is a messenger RNA of Lutra lutra (Eurasian river otter), 1409 nucleotides long. RefSeq names its product bone morphogenetic protein 10 (gene BMP10). Gene Ontology annotation, biological process: BMP signaling pathway; SMAD protein signal transduction. Gene Ontology annotation, molecular function: growth factor activity; cytokine activity. The record is from RefSeq and is a predicted model, not a curated record. Gene Ontology annotation, cellular component: extracellular region. The transcript is spliced from 2 exons. Bases 91 to 1365 code for a protein of 424 amino acids. Lineage: Eukaryota; Metazoa; Chordata; Mammalia; Carnivora; Mustelidae.
GAGACAUUAACGCUGCACAAGAUAAAACUGCCACUUAGAGCCCAGGAGAGCUAAAUCUUCCUGGGUUGGCCUGGGGGCUUGAGCAGAGUCAUGGGUUCUCUGCAAUUGCAGCUGUGCGCUCUCCUCUGCCUGGUGGCUCACUCGGUUUCUGGCAGCCCCAUCAUGAGCCUGGAGCAGUCACCUCUGGAAGAAGAUAUGCCCCUCUUCGAUGAUGUCUUCUCAGAGCAAGAUGGUGUCGACUUCAACACAUUGCUGCAGAGCAUGAAAAAUGAAUUUCUCAAGACACUGAACCUAUCUGACAUCCCUUUGCAGGAUUCAGCCAAGGUGGACCCACCUGAGUAUAUGUUGGAACUCUACAACAAAUUUGCAACAGAUCGGACCUCCAUGCCAUCAGCCAACAUCAUUAGGAGUUUCAAGAAUGAAGAUCUGUUUUCCCAGCCAGCCAGUUUUAACGGACUCCGAAAAUACCCUCUCCUCUUCAAUGUGUCCAUUCCUCACCACGAAGAGGUCAUCAUGGCCGAACUCAGGUUGUACACACUGGUGCAGAGAGAUCGCAUGAUAUACGAUGGAGUAGACCGGAAAAUUACCAUUUUCGAGGUACUUGAGAGCAGAGGGGACACUGAGGGUGAAAGAAGCAUGCUGGUCUUGGUGUCGGGGGAGAUCUAUGGCACCAACAGCGAGUGGGAGACUUUCGAUGUCACCGAUGCCAUUAGACGUUGGCAAAAGUCAGGCUCAUCCACCCACCAGCUGGAGGUCCACAUUGAGAGCAGACACGAAGGAAGUGAGGAUGCUGGCAGAGGACAACUGGAAAUAGACACCAGUGCCCAGAAUAAGCAUGUCCCCUUGCUUGUCGUGUUUUCUGAUGACCAAAGCAGCGAGAAGGAACGGAAGGAGGAACUGAAUGAAAUGAUCGCCCAUGAGCAGCUACUGGAGCUUGACAACUUGGGCCUGGACGGUUAUUCCAGUGGGCCAGGAGAAGAAGCUUUGCUGCAGAUGAGGUCAAACAUCAUCUAUGACUCCACAGCCCGCAUCAGAAGGAACGCUAAAGGAAACUACUGCAAGAGGACCCCGCUCUACAUUGACUUCAAGGAGAUUGGCUGGGACUCUUGGAUCAUCGCCCCACCUGGAUACGAAGCCUACGAAUGCCGCGGGGUUUGCAACUACCCCCUGGCAGAGCAUCUCACACCCACAAAGCAUGCAAUUAUCCAGGCCUUGGUCCACCUCAAGAAUUCCCAGAAGGCUUCCAAAGCCUGCUGUGUGCCCACCAAGCUAGAGCCCAUCUCUAUCCUCUAUUUAGACAAGGGCGUCGUCACCUACAAGUUCAAAUACGAAGGCAUGGCUGUGUCUGAAUGCGGCUGCAGAUAGAAGAGUCCUGGCUUAUUUAAUAACUGUAAAUGUGUACAUUUUGU